Messenger RNA from Haliotis rufescens (red abalone), 6102 nucleotides. RefSeq names its product receptor-type tyrosine-protein phosphatase T-like. The transcript has 34 exons. NCBI's taxonomy places the organism in Eukaryota, Metazoa, Mollusca, Gastropoda, Lepetellida, Haliotidae. The coding region runs from base 73 to 4380 and encodes 1435 amino acids. The record is from RefSeq and is a predicted model, not a curated record. Gene Ontology annotation, biological process: protein dephosphorylation. Gene Ontology annotation, molecular function: protein tyrosine phosphatase activity.
CCUAUGAUCACUAUCGAGCAUUGAGAUAGGACUAGGCCUUUUACUUCCUGGUGUGCAUGUCCUCUCGUCAACAUGGAGGGACACAGACUCGGUGUCCUGCUGUGGAUCUGUGUCUGUGUACUGGACGGUGUAGCAGCUACCUGCCCAUCAGGUACAUACGGCUACAUGUGCAGCUACCAGUGUCACUGUCCCCCUGACAAAUGCCACACAACUUUCGGUUGUCAGUCAGCAAAUUGUUUCCUGGGAUGGUCCGGUCCGACUUGUGAAAAAGAAAAUAUUGCCUUCAACAAAUCAACAACAUCAUCCGAUGGAUACCCUUACCCUUCAUCAAAUGCCGUCGACGGGGACACGAAAAGGAACGAUGACACCAAAUGCAUUCUGUCAGCUUAUAAUGAUGCCAGUAUAACAUCUGCCUGGUGGAGGGUGGAUCUGGGACAGAAAACACUGAUACAUGACGUUAUCAUCUACUUUAGAACUGGCUAUAUAGUUCGUCGGAAUGGUAUCCAGAUCUACAUAGCUGAUACUGCCGCCUCCCCAACUGAUGGCGUCAACUGCUACAACGUGACAGGGAACAGAGACGGGACGGACAUAUCUGAUGUUUUGAACGUCACAUGUUCUGGUGAAGGGCGCUAUCUGGUCCUGUACACCACAACUGUAAACAACGAGAUCAACAAUGUCAACGUACCCGUCCUGGAUUUCUGUGAAGUGGAGGUUGACGCUACCUGCCCAUCAGGUAAAUACGGCUACAUGUGCAGCUACCAGUGUCACUGUCCCCCUGACAAAUGCCACACAACUUUCGGUUGUCAGUCAGCAAAUUGUUUCCUGGGAUGGUCCGGUCCGACUUGUGAAAAAGAAAAUAUUGCCUUCAACAAAUCAACAACAUCAUCCGAUGGAUACCCUUACCCUUCAUCAAAUGCCGUCGACGGGGACACGAAAAGGAACGAUGACACCAAAUGCAUUCUGUCAGCUUAUAAUGAUGCCAGUAUAACAUCUGCCUGGUGGAGGGUGGAUCUGGGACAGAAAACACUGAUACAUGACGUUAUCAUCUACUUUAGAACUGGCUAUAUAGUUCGUCGGAAUGGUAUCCAGAUCUACAUAGCUGAUACUGCCGCCUCCCUAACUGAUGGCGUCAACUGCUACAACGUGACAGGGAACAGAAACGGGACAGACAUACCUGAUGUUUUGAACGUCACAUGUUCUGGUGAAGGGCGCUAUCUGGUCCUGUACACCACCACUGUCAACAACGAGAUCAACAAUGUCAACGUACCCGUCCUGGAUUUCUGUGAAGUGGAGGUUGACGUUUGUGAUGAUGGAAGUUAUGGAACAAACUGUACUCAGACUUGUUCAAACAGAAACUGCAAGGGCGACAACUCUAUCUGUGACCACGUGACAGGGAAGUGUGAUGAGGGCUGUAUGGCUGGAUGGAAUGGAACAGACUGUACACAUGAAUGUGUAAAUUCCUAUGGAGAAAGCUGUGCUCACCUGUGUUCCUCCAGAAAUUGUAGUGGAAGCUCUUCCUGUAAUCACGUGACCGGGCAAUGUGAAAAUGGCUGCAUACCCGGAUGGAAGGAUACUGAUUGUAGAGAAGUUUGUGAUUUUGGAAGUUAUGGAACAAACUGUACUCAGACUUGUUCAAACAGAAACUGCAAGGGCGACAACUCUAGCUGUGACCACGUUGCAGGGGAAUGUGUUGGGGGUUGUACGGCUGGGUGGAAUGGAACAGACUGUACACAUGUUUGUGAUGAUGGAAGUUAUGGAACAAACUGUACUCAGACUUGUUCAAACAGAAACUGCAAGGGCGACAACUCUAUCUGUGACCACGUGACAGGGAAGUGUGAUGAGGGCUGUAUGGCUGGAUGGAAUGGAACAGACUGUACACAUGAAUGUGUAAAUUCCUAUGGAGAAAGCUGUGCUCACCUGUGUUCCUCCAGAAAUUGUAGUGGAAGCUCUUCCUGUAAUCACGUGACCGGGCAAUGUGAAAAUGGCUGCAUACCCGGAUGGAAGGAUACUGAUUGUAGAGAAGUUUGUGAUGAUGGAAGUUAUGGAACAAACUGUACUCAGACUUGUUCAAACAGAAACUGCAAGGGCGACAACUCUAGCUGUGACCACGUUGCAGGGGAAUGUGUUGGGGGUUGUACGGCUGGGUGGAAUGGAACAGACUGUACACAUGUUUGUGAUGAUGGAAGUUAUGGAACAAACUGUACUCAGACUUGUUCAAACAGAAACUGCAGGGGCGACAACUCUAUCUGUGAUCACGUGACAGGGAAAUGUGAGGAGGGCUGUAUUGCUGGAUGGAAUGGAACAGACUGUACUCAUGAAUGUGUAAAUCCCUAUGGAGAGGGCUGUGCUUACCUGUGUUCCUCCAGAAAGUGCAGUGGAACCGCUUUGUGUAAUCACGUGACAGGGCAGUGUGAAAAUGGCUGCAUAUCCGGAUGGAAGAAUACUGAUUGUAGAGAAUCAAUGAGUAUGCCAUCGCCGCAGAAUACAGGUGCCAUUGUUGGGUCUAUUGUUGCUGUCAUUGCAGUUGCGGCCAUCAUUGUUGUGGUUAUUGUGCUAAGGAGGCGAAGGAGUCACUCGAAGCAUGAAAAUGAUGCAGACAUGUUCGAAAUACAAAAAGUGGGAGGCACACAGAGCAAAGGCGUUGAUAACCCAAUGGACAACGAUGUUGGGGUGGAGGGCGAGGCCGACAAUGAUGUAGAGGAGGACCACAAUGACACGUACUACAACAUAGCAAGAGCUCUUCCAGUGACGGUGGUGUCUGUAGAUCAGCUGGGGGAGCGGAUCCAGGAGCUGCAGGUGCCCGUCGGGGGAUUCCAGGCAGAGUAUCAGAAGCUGUCCAAUACCUUCACCCGACCUUACAAUGACUCCCAGCUGGAGGAAAACAAGGGCAAGAACAAAUACAUAAGUUACUACCCAUAUGAUGCUACUCGAGUCGUGUUGACUGAACUGCCAGGGAGGCCUGGUUCCGACUACAUCAAUGCCAGCUACAUCCAUGGAUACUCACGACCGAAAGCCUACAUAGCAGCUCAAGCUCCUACCACUAUGACCUUGCCUGAUUUCUGGAGAAUGAUCUGGGAACAGAACUGUACAAGAAUCGUCAUGCUCACAAACCUGAUGGAGCUGGGAAGGGUUAAGUGUGAAGCAUACUGGUGUGACACAUCGGACAUGAACGCUGGUGACCUCACCGUCACUGUGACCAACUCAAGCAUUCGGGCUCACUGGGUCGUCAGGGAACUGCAGGUUGCAGACAGCAAGACAAACACAAGAAGAUGUUUCCACCAUUUCCACUUCACAACAUGGCCGGAUCAUGGGACCCCUGAGGAGACGGCCUUGACUGAGUUUCUGUGGCUGGUCAGGACGUCAUACAACACCCAGGACGACCCUCUCCUGGUACACUGCAGUGCUGGGGUCGGCCGGACAGGGACGUACAUCGCUGUGGACUACCUGCUGGACCAGGCUCUGGCUGAUCAAAAGGUGGAUGUGUUUGGUUGUAUCUCAGGGAUGAGAGACCAGAGGAAGGGACUGAUACAGACCAAGGAGCAGUACCGAUGUGUAUAUAUGGCACUGUUUGAAACACUGAAAUUUGGCAAUACUUCCAUCAGCGCUGAGGAAUUCAGAAGCAGCCGACGUGUAAGGGGGGUAUUCAACAUUGGACGAAUGGCAAUCAACAAACUCAUAAAGACCCUGAAUACACAACGGGAGGAGCUCUCCAAGGGUACACCUGACAAAGGUCGUGUGUGGAUAGAUGGACGCUCAGACAUCCUAUCUGUCAUGUCACGGUCCCAUCUGUCUGUGAAAGGCUACCUGUUGACUGAGGCCCCCUCCGUCACCACAGCUUCCUUGUUCUGGAAACUCACGGGGGAACAGGAGUCUUCCACUGUCAUUGUCCUGCCAGACUCACACCAGAGUCUGUCCAAUUUUGUGCCAUGCCCUGGAGACAGCCUGGAUCUGGAUCACGUGAGUGUCAGGUGCUCCACAGAGACCACCAUUAACCGUGACAUCACCCUCCUCAAAAUCCAAAGACAGGUGAAGAAUUCUCCACCAACAGUGGUGCGUGUGUACAUCUUGAAUAUCUUGCCCGCGGAAUCUCCCUCGACUUUCUUAGAGCUUCUGGAACAAGUCGACCGCCACACAGGGAAUGUCAACCCCCACGCAGUUACUGUCUUAUAUAGCGAUGGCGGCAAACAGAAUGGAGCCAUGUUGUGCAUCAUGAGCAAUAUCAUCCAAGGUGUGAAGCAUGACAAACGAGUUGAGAUCUACAACAACAUGAGGGCUAUGACCCACUGUCUGGACCAGGACAUCACACAGACUGACGUUGCCCUGUGUUACGACAUGGCCUCGGCGUACAUCGAGUCCCAGAACAUCUACGCCAACAUGUGAUGAACUACCAUACCACUUAUACUGGAGGAAACACAACCUGGAAGUGUUUCAGGCCUGGCAGGAAACAUCAGCAACUGAAAAGUUUUACUGUUGCAAUAUCUAUACCCAGACGUAAUGGUUUGUUUGUAGUUCUCGGCUACCAUAACAAUAGCUGCACAUUAAAUUCUUCAUGUUUGUGCUGUAAAAAGACAAUAUUACUGAUUUCAAAAAUAGAAAUAGUCACCUGUUCAAGCUGUCGCCCUAAGUAGACAGUUAAAGUGUUACGGAUCAAAAUGUGUAUAUGUUUUACAAUGGAAAAUAUAUCUGAAAUAUGUCUAUAAUUUGACUGUUAUUAGUCCAUUGCUGUAAUACAUAUGAUAAUCUAUCAGUAUGACACAUAUUUUUACAUGCGGCUUGUAAGGUUGAUAGAUGACAUACACUCACUGUUAUGUGACGACUGUUAUAGUGCAAUUAAACACUGAAAGCCAAGAGCAAAAAAUAACGAACGUGCAAAGGGCGAAGGGAAUUGGUUAAACUGAUGAUUUAAUGGGACCGAGUCUUUUGCUAAGCCACACAUAAAAUGACAUAAGUAUCAUCAUGUGUGAAGAUAAAGCAAUGUGAACACAAUAUUUUAAUUGGUAGAAGACCGCUGGUCAUUUUAAACUUCGUACCGGUAGUACGUUGACAUAAGAACUAUUCAAAACCAUAUCCUUCCUUUCCGAUAUGAUGCAUGACUUUACAAACGUUUACAAUGUACACAUGUACACAAGGAAAUGUUCAUAUUUGAAGUCGGACAACAACUUACUGUAAAUUACCAGGAAAGCAACCCAUGAUUAAAAGGACGAGGAACACGUAAUGGGCGUGUAAGUACGCAAAAUGUGGAGACGUGUGUUAAAUCCCUGGUCAAAAUAUGGUUUAACUAAUUUUACAAACCUUAUUCAGUCACGAGCUUGAAGUUAUUAUUGUUUCUAAAAGUUAUAUCAAAACAAAUCUACGUUUAGCUUCGGUAUGUGGCACCCAGGUAUCGACUCCCAAAUCACCAAUCAUUGCCAACUUACUUUAACGGACAGACACAAUGAAUUGAAAGUAGCAAGACAACACAGAGAUCUAUUAUCUGGAUUCUGGAUUCUGUUUACUCCCAGAAACAACCGCACUCGGUGAUACAUGAACAUAAAUUACAAGACAGUUUAUAUACAUCAUAUAGAAGACAUAUCACACAUAAAUCAUGUCGUAUAAUAUAUAUUUAUAUGAUUCAUAUAUGUUUACAAAGGCGAUAUCAUGAACUGAUUUGACGAAAAACAUUUUGAAGGUGAACAUAAAUUACAAGACAGUUCAUAUACAUGAUACAGAUGAUGGCUUACACAUAGAUAUUGUCGUAUAAUAUAUAUAUGUAUAUAAUACAUGUAUGUUUACAAAGGUGAUAUCAUAAAGUGAUUUGAUGAAAUUCAUUUUAAAGGUGAAUACAUUUUCUGGUCGAAUGUUUGAGCGCUGAUACAUUUGAUGAAGUCAAUGUUGUAUAGCAUUUUGAAUUAUUUGGCCAUUCGUGAUAUUUAGCCAAAUUGUUUAGCAUGGAUUCUAAAAAUAUUUCUGAUAAUCCUUAUUUAUAAUAUGAUGAGUAAGUUUCUCGGCAGGAUAAAGCCAACGGAUAAUAACGAUAUCCGUUGGGGUCAUAUGCGGAUAGAGAUCAAAUAUCAAAGGUCAAGAGGGGACUACUUUCAGUGUUUAUUAACAAACAUGGCGUCG